Molecule: messenger RNA, 1554 nt
Organism: Aethalodelphis obliquidens (Pacific white-sided dolphin)
Lineage: Eukaryota; Metazoa; Chordata; Mammalia; Artiodactyla; Delphinidae
Product: SWI/SNF-related matrix-associated actin-dependent regulator of chromatin subfamily D member 1-like
Source: RefSeq, a predicted model, not a curated record
AUGGUGGCCCGGGGAGGUUUCUAGUCUGUGGCUCCGAGCGGCGACGCUGGAGACUCAGGAGGGGCGGGCACGGCGGCUGCCCUGGGUCUGGGCGGGACUCCGGGGCCUCCGGUGCGAAUGGGCCCGGCGCCGGGUCAAGGGCUGUACCGCUCCCCGAUGCCCGGAGCGGUCUAUCCGAGACCAGGUAUGCUACCAGGCAGCCGAAUGACACCUCAGGGACCUUCCAUGGGACCCCCUGGCUAUGGGGGGAAACCUUCAGUCCUACCUGGCCUGGCCCAGUCAGGGAUGGACCAGUCCCUCAAGAGACCUGCACCUCAGCAGACCCAGCAGGUCCAGCAGCAGGCGGUCCAAAAUCGGAACCACAAUGCAAAGAAAAAGAAGAUGGCUGGCAAAAUUCUACCUCAAAGGAUUCGUGAACUGGUACCAGAAUCCCAGGCCUAUAUGGAUCUCUUGGCUUUUGAAAGGAAACUGGACCAGACUAUCAUGAGGAAACAGCUAGAUAUCCAGGAAGCCUUGGAACGUCCCAUCAAGAAAAAACGGAAGCUGCGAAUUUUCAUUUCUAACACUUUCAAUCCGGCAAAGUCAGAUGCUGAGAAUGGGGAAGGGACGGUGGCUUCCUGGGAGCUUCGGGUAGAAGGACGGCUCCUGGAGGAUUCAGCCUUUUCCAAAUAUGAUGCCACCAAACAAAAGAGGAAGUUCUCUUCUUUUUUUAAGUCCUUGGUGAUCGAACUGGACAAAGACCUGUAUGGGCCAGAUAACCAUCUGGUGGAAUGGCACAGGACCGCCACUACCCAGGAGACAGAUGGCUUCCAGGUGAAGCGGCCAGGACAUGUGAAUGUAUGGUGUACUGUCCUGCUGAUGCUGGAUUACCAGCCUCCUCAGUUUAAAUUAGACCCUCGUCUGGCUCUGCUACUGGGCAUCCACACCCAGACCCGUCCAGAUCAAGCACUGUGGCAAUAUAUUAAGACGCGUAAGCUCCAGAACCCACCUGAGCAGGAGUUUGUUAUCUGUGACAAGUACCUCCAGCAGAUCUUUGAGUCUCAACCUAUGAAGUUUUCAGAGAUCCCCCAACAGCUCCACGCCUUGCUUAUGCCACCAGAGCCCAUCAUCAUUAAUCAUGUCAUCAGUGUUGACCCGAAUGAUCAGAAAAAGACAGCUUGUUAUGACAUUGAUGUGGAAGUGGAUGAUACCUUGAAGACCCAGAUGAAUUCUUUUCUGCUGUCUACUGCCAGCCAGCAGGAGAUUGCUACUCUAGACAACAAGAUCCAUGAGACAAUAGAAACUAUCAAUCAGCUGAAGACCCAGCGAGAGUUCAUGCUGAGCUUUGCCAGAGACCCUCAGGGUUUCAUCAGUGACUGGCUUCAGUCCCAGUGCCGGGACCUCAAGACCAUGACUGAUGUGGUGGGUAACACAGAGGAAGAGCGCCGAGCUGAGUUCUACUUCCAGCCUUGGGCACAGGAGGCCGUGUGCCGAUGCUUCUGCUCCAAGGAUUGUGACUACCCAGCCCCUGCCCUCAAAAGCUUCAGACCCCUCAGGUAGCAGCAGGACCUUGUG